This is a messenger RNA of Umbelopsis ramanniana AG, 975 nucleotides long. RefSeq lists its product as uncharacterized. The transcript has a single exon. The record is from RefSeq and is a predicted model, not a curated record. Bases 118 to 825 code for a protein of 235 amino acids. Lineage: Eukaryota; Fungi; Mucoromycota; Umbelopsidomycetes; Umbelopsidales; Umbelopsidaceae.
GAGUCUAUCCUUUGCUGUGCAAAGUCCCAUUCCAUCCAUUCCAACUUAAAUUCUAAACUGAAAAGCCUGGUGCUACUCCAUUCCCUUCAUCUUUAUUAAACAAUCCAAAUUUCAAGUAUGUUGAACAUUAUCAAGAUUUCUCUCAUCGCCGGUCUCGCUGGCCUCGCCGUCGCCGCCCCUGUUAGCGGUGGAAAGACUAUUAACAUCAAGAACAACUGCGGUAAGACCGUCACUCUCGGCUGGCUCACCAAUGGCCAAAGCAACGAUCAUACAACUCUUCUUGACUUGGAUGCCGGUGCUUCCCACUCAAUCACUCCUGGUAACAACUGGGGUGGCCGUGUCUGGGCCCGUGAUCAGUGCAGCCAUAGUGAUAUGACCCAAUGUGGUACCUCUGGUGCUGUCUCUCCCGCUACUUUGGCUGAAUUCCUGUUCAACGGUGCCGGUAGCCAAGACUACUAUGAUGUAUCUCUCGUUGAUGGUUUCAACUUGCCUAUGAACAUUGUUCCCAACGGUGGUCAAUCCGGCGGUGGUAAAUACUCAUGCGGUACUCCCUCGGCCACAUCCUUCCCUAGCUGCCCCUCUGCCAAUGAAGUUAAGGACAAUAGUGGUAAUGUCGUUGGAUGCAAGAGCGCAUGCUCCGAGUCCGGAAGCCCUGAAGACUGCUGCACUGGCGAGUACAACUCUCCCGGAAAGUGUGCUGCUAACGCUUUCGCUAAACUCGUUAAGGCUGAUGCCCCCACUGCCUACUCUUACGCUUACGAUGACGCUACUUCCACUUUCGCCUGUGGAGCUUCUAGCUACACUGUCAACCUCUGCCCUGCUUAGAUAUAUAAAUGAAUUAACUGCUGAUAGAAAAAAAAAAAACAAGAAAAAAGAUCACUCAUUUUGUUACAGUAGAAUAUUUGUUUGUAUACCCAUUCACAGCGACAGUGAACCACAUUAGACCAUUAAAAAUGACAUUUUCUAGAAUACCAC